AUGAGCAGCUCUACAGCUGAAGCGCACGCAACUCCAACAGAAUCCAACCCGCGGGCACCAGCGACACCCCGCGCUGCUCUGGCCACUCUCACGCGUCCUCACCCAACCGUCUGGGUCAUCACUGUGACCGUCGGCGAGGACAACCGUAUGACUGGCGACGCGAUGGACGAGGUGUCCUGCCACCUCGACACGGCCGAGUCCGAAUGGCGCGAAGCGGGAGGAGGAAAGACGGGCAGCAAGAUCGGCGGCGCGCUGGUGCUUACCAGCGGUAACGCCAAGUUCUUCUGCAACGGACUGGGCCUGCCAGAACAAAACGUCGAGGGGUUCAUGCUCAACCAGUGGGAGCCCCUCAAGUAUCGACUGCUCACGUAUCCGCUAUUGACAAUCGCUGCCAUCAACGGGCACGCCUUUGGCGGGGGCUGCCUUGUCGCCAUGACCUGCGACCUGCGACUCAUGACGUCAGGAAAGGGCAUGCUGUCUAUCAACGAGGUCCUCAUUGGGGUCAUCCUUUCGCGCAACGACAUGGAACUGCUAAAGGCAAAAAUCACCCCACCCCACGGUCGCCCCUGGCCCAUGCGCGAUGUUGUGCUAGGAAAGCGGUUCACCCAGGCCGAGGCACUGGACAUUGGCCUCAUUGACGAGAUUGUGGAUGACGGCGGGGACCGCGCGCGACUCGUUGCGCGGGCAGUGGAGCGAGGGGCUGUGGAGGGGCAGGUGGUUUCCGGAGGCGCAUAUGGCCUGUUGAAGGAGGGAAUCUUCCAACAUCUCCAAGAAAAGGGCCAGUUCCCGCGACCCCGCAACAACCCAGGCCUCAUGGAGGCCAGGUGGAGGACGCGCAUGAAGUAUGCCAAGUUGUAG
Messenger RNA from Apiotrichum porosum, 858 nucleotides. RefSeq lists its product as uncharacterized. The record is from RefSeq and is a predicted model, not a curated record. Gene Ontology annotation, molecular function: enoyl-CoA hydratase activity; delta(3)-delta(2)-enoyl-CoA isomerase activity. Gene Ontology annotation, cellular component: peroxisome. The transcript is spliced from 4 exons. Gene Ontology annotation, biological process: fatty acid beta-oxidation. The coding region runs from base 1 to 858 and encodes 285 amino acids. NCBI's taxonomy places the organism in Eukaryota, Fungi, Basidiomycota, Tremellomycetes, Trichosporonales, Trichosporonaceae.